CCCUGGGCUGGUGGUACCCCCCCCCCCCCCCCCCUUCCCCCCCCCCCCCCCCCCCCCCCCCACACACAGUUCUACGUUUGCAUUCUUAUGUUUUGAGAGAUAUUUCUCUCUAAUCGUAAUGAUAUACACUUACUGAAACAUUUAAAAUGUUUCACGAUGUCCGUUUAUCUUUCAGAUGAAUAAACACAUCUAUGCUGACUGUCCAAUAUAUAUGUUAUGAGCGAACAAAAGACGGGUAAAAAGACUAGGCCUUUUUCUAGUCCUGACGCUACGGCAUACCUAGUCUUUGUCUCAAAAUGUCCUAGUACAUGACUAGUCCGAAUUAUCACACGUCAUCGAGGGUGAGGUGAGGGUGUGAGGGUUCGUGACUGAUUGCACUCUCUCAAAUCGUUUUUUCGUUCUUCCCGCUACCUUUAUUUUUUCCAGUGUAGCGGAUGUGUCUUGUUGCAAAGAAUGUUGCUCUCUCCGAGAUAAAACGACCAUCCCCGCGCUUGAUUUUAUCGUUUGAUUAGUGCACUGAGUGCGACAACUAUUCUUUUCUUUUCUCCUCUUAUCUUUGACGACCAUUCUUGUUUUUCAAUAUUUACUUCGAUUCUCAUUUUUUUACUCCUGAGGUGUACUGCUUCUUAGUGUCUCUCCACACCGAAAAAAAUGGUAGCGUAAAGAACGAAAAAAGCAAAAAUGAAAUUGAGUAUUGGCCUCGAUUUGCUUUUACACAUUCACGUUUGUCGAAGCGUAUGGUAUUGAGGUGAAACGUGUACAUGUGGAUUGUAUUUUUUCCGAGUUUUUUUUCUGAAUAAAACCAGUGAAAUUCUAAAAGAUACAGAAGUAUUUGCGAAAGUUUUGUAUUUCUUGAGUCAUUACCUUAUUGAUGUCAAGCAUACAUAUCGUCUUUGUCGCUUUGAAUCAGCCAGUAAUUACGCAAGCAAAGCGUACAAGAACAGCGUCAUUUUGUUUUCCUUUCAUGUUGAUAGUGACAAAGAACGCAAAAACAGUGAUGUCUUUUGAAUCGUUAGCAAACGAAUUAUUUCUCGAAGUAUUUAAAUAUCUUUCAACAUCACAUAUUUAUCAUGCAUUUCAUGGUCUGAAUAUUCGUCUCGAUGAACUUAUUCUUGAAUAUUUUCGAAAUUCUCAUCUGGAUUUUCGAUCGAUAUCGAAGCUUGAUUUUGAUAUUAUUGUUCAAGAAUAUUUGCCAGGUAUGCUGGAUCGAAUAACUUCACUUUGUCUGUCCGAUGAUGAUGAUACACCGGGACAAAUCGAUGAAUUUUUUUCACAUGGUUUAGAACUUCGUCAAUUGGUGAAUUUACAUUCUCUUUUUCUGAGUAACAUUCGAUCGGAGAGUAUCAUGGAUAAAAUCAUCUUAGAUUUACCAUAUUU
Molecule: messenger RNA, 1377 nt
Organism: Didymodactylos carnosus
Lineage: Eukaryota; Metazoa; Rotifera; Eurotatoria; Philodinida; Philodinidae
Source: the annotation of a GenBank genome assembly